AUGUCAUCCAACGAGAGUGAAGACUCGGAUUUGUCCAGCACCUACAGCUCUGACGGGGAGGUCCAACACUCCAUCACCAGACCACAGAGCAAACCAGGGCUCAAGUAUCUGGACUUUGACGAAGCACACUGCAUUCAUCCAAUAGACGUGGAGCUGUUUGUAAGGCCAGAUAUUUUAACAUCCGUGAGAUCCAUACCUGGUUCAAACUUCGUCUACAUCAACUCCCCUGCGCUGACGUUCCUGGAGCCAGAGGAGGAGGUGCCAGCUCCACACAGCGUCAUCUGCGACGCCUACAUCUUUACAAAAGACAGAGUGGUCCUCGUCCUGACGUUUGUUUCCAGAGAUGAGCCUGACGCUGUUCUUUACAACUCCACACAGGCCCGGGCUCUGACUGUCGCUGUCAGGAGCAGAACUUGCACCAACUUUCACCCCGUGCAUGGUGUCAUAUCACCAGAUAUAUACAGAAGUUCUCAGAACUUCCUGACCAGGAUCCAGCAACUUCACAAAACUGCAGCGCAUGUGUCUGUACAUCAGUCCUUGACUUCCAGAAAUGGGAAGAUGGUUGACAUAUUCAGGGCGAUGAUCCAGCAACAAAGGCCAUCAAGAAAACUCACAGAUUGGGAGAUAUUAUUUGUGAAGACAGCUGCCUACCAGGAAGUCCGAGACCAGCUACAACAACACAAUCUGGUGAUGCUGACUGGUGGCCCUGGGGAAGGUAAGACCACAAUAGGACACAUGCUGUGUUGUGACUACCAGCAACAAGGAUACAACACAGUCUUCUACAGCAGAUGGGAGGAUUUCAACAUGGAUGUAUUCAAGGCUACAAAACCUACACUGGUGGUGAUUGAUGACAUGGGAGAGCACUGGGGAUAUUCAAACUCUGUCAAAAAGAUACUCUACAAAAUAUAUACCAACAAGCUUGUUCGUGUUGUUAUUAUAUACCCGACCUGCAAACGAGACACCUUCAAGGGCUUCAAUCGAAAGAUGGACAUAACACAGAUAGGAAGACAGAACUGGAACAGAACAAAGCAGGAAUAUUCCCAGAUGCUGGAGAUGCAGACAGACAUUCCAUCAGACACACGGGAGGAGAUCAUAGCUAACCUUCCUUCAUAUGUCGGUUUCCCCAAGGUCAUCAAACACUUCUCUCAACACAGACCUGCCACAGAUCCCAUAACAUUUUUCGCAUCUCCUCACUCACAUUUCAGAAAAGAAAUAGAAAGAUUACUUAGAAUUGUUGAUUAUUCUGCUCCAAUGAUAUGUAUCUUGGUCUCUGGCAACAAAGUGAAAGACAGCUAUCGAUAUAAGUAUGAAAGUGACUCUGGUGUGAGAGAGGUUCAGUCUCUCUUUCCCGAAUUAAGAACAGAUAAUCUUCCUGGCAUGUUACACACAUUGUGCGCCACCUAUCUAUGUCAAUCUUGCGACAAUAUCAGUUUCACAGACCCUGUCAUAUAUGACGCCUGUGUGUUUGUUGUUGACAACAAGUUUCCUGGAGUUCUCUGGAAAAAUAGCAAAGUUAUAUUUGAGACUGGCAACAAGAAAUCUCUCCCAGACAUACCUGAUAAAACCAUCUUCAUCUCCAGCCACAACACAGACAUGUUACAGACACAGCUGAUAGAAGACACAAGGAGAGGGAAGUUCAGACAUACAUUCCGUCACCCAGUUCUCAGCAGGGAGGACAAUAUAGACAGGUUCAUGACACAGCUUGGGGACAGUUUUGCGGAUGUUAUACAUUUACAGGAUACAGCUGGUUCUUCCACUGCUUCAAGGAGCUUAUUGUACUGGGUCCUACAGUCUGGUAAUGAUUACCUGCGUCAGAAGGUGUUACAGAAACAGGAACUGUCACAGGUACAUGUCAGUGAAGAACUAGCUUGUUGUAUCAGACUACAAGACACCAAGUCCUUCCUGUAUCUAUGGCAGCAGCUGCUGUGUCUACAGAGGGGAGAUAUCACAUAUACACCAGACUAUGCAGAUGCUGAUGGAAACUCUCUUCUUAUGAUGUCUGUGGACAGGAAUAAUGCCGACGUGGUCAACAUCUUACUGAAAGAUGAUGCAGAGUGUCUGAUCAAGAACAAAGUCGGAAAUUCUGCCCUCAAUCUGGCCUCUUUGAGGGGAUAUACAGAUGUUGUCAAGUUACUGCUUCCCCACAUGGAGGACUGGAAGAAUCUGCCAGGGCAGGACUUGAGAACACCAGUCAAGAUGGCUGCACAGAAAGGUCAUGGUCAGCUGUAUGAGUAUCUGGCAGAUGAAGAGAAGUGUGACCUGACUGGUGUUGAUGAUAACGGUGAUACUAUCCUCCAUCUGGCAUGUCAGGGCGGUAGUGUCCACAUUGUCCAACAUCUGAUGUCCAGUAAGCUGUUUGACAUCAACCACAGAGGCCAGUAUGGAAAGACACCUCUGAUGAUUGCAGCAUGCAGCGGCCACAGAGAUGUGUUUCAGUUACUUCUGUCACAGAACUGUCACAUCUCUCCUGAGGACUUCAGCAUGUGUGAGACACUCUCUUAUGGACAUGUUGGUGACUGGCUGAACAUGUCACAGUUUCUACAAGCAAGAGAACAUGACCUGAAUAGGUUCAUGAUAACACACAAGAAACAUUAUAUCUCAAAAUUGAAAUCACACUUAGAGGAGAAAGGAUCGAGCAUGUUACUUGUGGAUGUGAGUGGUCAGAGUCUGCUUCACACAGCAGCAGAAACAGGGAACCUGAAGCUGGCAGAGUUCCUCCUGUCACAGGGCAAGGUUGACAUCAAUACGAGGGAUGCCAGCGGGAGGACUCCAGUGAUGUUAGCAGCAGCUGCAGGACACAGAAUCAUGUUUGAGUUUCUAACUAAAAAACAGUGUGACUUGUCAUUAAAAGAUACAGAGUCACGUGGAGUUCUUCACUACGCCAGUCAAGGGGGAAACUUGGGUAUUGUACAGGAUGUUGGAUGUAAGGAUGUAAACGAGACAGACAGAUAUGAUAAAACACCUGUGUCGUAUUGUGUAGAGAGAGGACAUAAACACAUUUUUGACACAUUGUUGAACACAGGGGGAGAUCUGUCAGUUGUUGACACUGACAAGAACACACUGCUACAUCUGGCAUCCAAGGGAGGUAACCAGGCUAUAGUGGAGCAUCUCCUGUCAUCAGGAACGUUUGACAUAAAUGCUGUGAACAGAGACAGGAGAACACCCCUGUUGGUGGCAGCGUACAGUGGACACACAGACAUCUGUCAGCACCUGAUUGUUGUCGGAGCUGAUGUACACAGACAGGACUAUGAUGGGAAUGACGUGGUACUUGUUGCUGCUCAGACAGGGAAUCUCCAGCUGGCUGAGUGUGUUUUGUCUGUGAAGAAACGAGUUGACUUUGUACAGGACAAACAUGGGAAAACAGCACCGAUGUGGGCAGCAGAGAGGGGUGAUGCUGACAUGUUUUCUCUGAUGGGUAAAGGGUGUGAUCUGUCUAUGAAGGAUGUUGAACAAAACAGCAUCCUUCAUUGCGCUUGCACAGGAGGAAAUGUAGAUAUAGUCGAAUCUAUUGUUGCUGAAAAAAAAGUCGACUUCAAUGGAAGAAAUAUAUCUCAAGAAACACCAGUGAUGAGGGCAGCAUUGGGGGGACACAAAGCAGUGUUUGACCUACUUGUGAGCAAAGAAUGUGACCUGAAAAAGAAGGCUAAAUUCAAUGACAACAUCCUUCAUAAGGCUUGUGAGGGAGGCAAUGUAGACAUUGUAGAGUACAUUGUCUCUCAUAACAUAGUUGACAUCAACAGCACAGGUUAUGCCAGGAGAACACCAGUGAUGAGGGCAGUGUUAAAGAGACACAAGGCAGUGUUUGACCUACUUGCGAGUGAAGGAUGUGACCUGACAGUGAAGGAUGAGGACGGUGACAACAUUCUUCAUAUGGCUUGUGAGGGAGGCAAUGUACAGAUUGUAGAGUACAUUGUCUUUCAUAACAUAGUUGACAUCAACAGCACAAGUUAUGCCAGGAGAACACCAGUGAUGAUGGCAGUGUUAAAGGGACAUAAGGCAGUGUUUGACCUACUUGUGAGUAAAGGAUGUGACCUGACAGUGACGGAUAGGUAUGGUGACAACAUUCUUCAUAAGGCUUGUGACGGAGGCAGUGUAGAGAUUGUAGAGUACAUUGUCUCUCGUAACAUAACUGACAUCAACGGCAGGGGUUAUGAGAGAACACCAGUGAUGAUGGCAGUGUUAAAGGGACAUCAGGCAGUGUUUGACCUACUUGUGAGUGAAGGAUGUGACCUAAGAGUGAAGGAUAGGUAUGGUGACAACAUCCUUCAAAAGGCUUGUGAGGGAGGCAAUGUGCAGAUUGUAGAGUACAUUGUCUCUCAUGGUAUAGUUGACAUCAACAGUACAGGUCAUGCCAGGAGAGCACCAGUGUUGUGGGCAGUGUUAAAUGGACAUAAGGCAGUGUUUGACCUACUUGUGAGUAAAGGAUGUGACCUCACAGUGAAGGAUAAGUAUGGUGACAACAUCCUUCAAAAGGCUUGUGAGGGAGGCAAUGUUCAGAUUGUAGAGUACAUUGUCUCUCGUAACAUAGUUGACAUCAACAGUACAAAUUCUGUCAGGAGAACAUCACUUGAUAUCGCAGAAAACCAAGGCAACCAUUCGUUGGUUGAUAUUCUGAAGCAAUUUGGUGCAGUGUGAGAAGUGUCCAUCUUGUCAAUG
Messenger RNA from Haliotis rufescens (red abalone), 4656 nucleotides. RefSeq names its product serine/threonine-protein phosphatase 6 regulatory ankyrin repeat subunit C-like. NCBI's taxonomy places the organism in Eukaryota, Metazoa, Mollusca, Gastropoda, Lepetellida, Haliotidae. The record is from RefSeq and is a predicted model, not a curated record. The transcript is spliced from 4 exons. The coding region runs from base 1 to 4635 and encodes 1544 amino acids. Gene Ontology annotation, molecular function: protein binding.